GUCGCUGGGUCUUGCUUCCUGGAGUGCCGAGCGCUGCUUGCGGGAUGGGGAGAGGGAGGAUCAGGGGUCUGGCUGUGAGCGAUGUCCGCUUCCCCACGUCUCUGGCCCACCACGGCUCAGAUGCCAUGCAUCCAGAUCCAGACUAUUCCGCAGCCUACGUUGUAAUAGAAACGGAUGCUCCCGAUGGCUUGAAAGGUUGUGGCUUUACGUUUACGCUGGGAAAAGGCACAGAAGUGGUUAUCAGUGCAGUCCAUGCACUGUCAACUCACAUAAUUAAUAAAGAUUUGGAUGACAUAAUCAGUGAUUUUCGAGGCUUCUACAGGCAGCUCACCAGUGAUGGGCAGCUCCGAUGGAUUGGUCCUGAGAAAGGAGCUGUACAUUUGGCCACAGCUGCCAUUUUGAAUGCUAUCUGGGACCUCUGGGCCAAACAAGAAGGAAAGCCUCUCUGGAAACUGCUGGUUGACAUGGACCCCAUGCAAUUGUUAUCUUGCAUAGAUUUCAGAUACAUUACUGAUUCACUAACAGAAGAAGAAGCUUUUUCGAUUCUUCAAAGUGGUUUGGCAGGAAAAAAAGAACGGGAAGAACAAAUGUUAAAAUAUGGCUACCCAGCUUAUACCACAUCUUGUGCCUGGCUAGGUUAUCCAGACCACUGCCUAAAGCAGCUAUGCACUGAAGCUCUGAAAGAUGGAUGGACCAGGUACAAGGUGAAAGUUGGAAAAGAUCUCCAGGAUGACAUUCGGAGAUGCAAACUUGUUAGAGAAAUGAUUGGUGCUGAAAAUAUACUGUUGUUGGAUGCCAACCAAAGAUGGGAGGUGGAAGAAGCCAUAGACUGGGUCACUAAACUAGCUGAGUUCAAACCACUAUGGAUUGAGGAACCAACUUCUCCUGAUGAUAUUCUUGGACAUGCAACAAUUGCUAAGGCAUUAGCACCAUUAGGGAUUGGAGUUGCAACAGGAGAACAAUGCCAUAACAGAGUGAUGUUCAAACAAUUCCUGCAGGCUCAGGCCCUGAGCUAUCUCCAGGUGGACAGUUGUAGGCUUGGAAGUGUCAAUGAAAACUUGUCUGUAUUGCUGAUGGCCAAGAAGUUUCAAAUUCCAGUAUGUCCUCAUGCAGGAGGAGUCGGACUUUGUGAGUUGGUCCAGCACUUGAUAAUAUUUGACUACAUUUCAGUGUCUGGUAGCCUUGAAAAUAGGAUGUGCGAAUAUGUAGAUCACUUGCACGAACACUUCAAGUAUCCUGUAGUAAUCUCAAAUGCAUCUUAUAUACCACCCCAGGAGGCUGGAUAUUCCUCUGAAAUGAAAGAAGAUUCUGUAAAGAAAUACCUUUUUCCACAAGGAGAAGUCUGGCAGAAAUCCUUGUCUUCCUCUAAUGCAAUUUAAAUCAGUUCAAAUUCCAUUUUUUCCCAAAUGAAGAUAAAAUUCAGCUAUUUUUGCAUUGAUGUUAUAUUAAGAUGCAAGAGUCAAGAGCUUUUAGAAAGCUUCUUCUGUUCACACAAAACAAAAAUAGAUUGUAUUGCCAAUGAAUGUUCUUGAUCAGUUUAAAAAUAGGAGGCUUUUAAUAGCUAAGUUUAAAGAAGUUAGAUGAUUCAUCUGUCUUCAAGCUAUUCCAUAACUACAGGAUUAUGUAAUGGAAGAUUGCACUUUAAAAUGUAUGUGCCAAGAUUAAAUGUUCCAAGUAAAAUUGAACUG
This is a messenger RNA of Protobothrops mucrosquamatus (brown spotted pit viper), 1688 nucleotides long. RefSeq names its product enolase superfamily member 1 (gene ENOSF1). Bases 45 to 1379 code for a protein of 444 amino acids. The transcript is spliced from 16 exons. Lineage: Eukaryota; Metazoa; Chordata; Lepidosauria; Squamata; Viperidae. The record is from RefSeq and is a predicted model, not a curated record. Gene Ontology annotation, molecular function: L-fuconate dehydratase activity; magnesium ion binding. Gene Ontology annotation, biological process: carbohydrate catabolic process; amino acid catabolic process.